AUGGCACAGACGGACGUGCUCCUGACCAGGCAGCCGGCCCCACAGACGGUGCCGCCAUGCGAGCUGCCCCCCAAGGUGUACGACGUGGCCCGCAACACCGGCACGCACACGUCCUCGGGGCUGGCCACGGCUGGUUUCCGCACAGCCAAGUACCUGGCUGAUGAGUGGUUCCAGAACUGCUACGCCCGCUACCACCAGGCCUUCACCGAUCGCGACAGCUCGGAGCGGCAGCGGCACGAAAGCCAGCAGCUGGCGGCUGAGACGGAGGCGUUGGCACAGCGCACACAGCAGGACUCCACACGCAGACUGGGUGCACGGCUGCAGGAUGCACAUGGCUGGAAGUCAGAGCUGCAGCGCCAGGUGGAGGCGCUGGAUGCCGAGACUGACCUGCUGCUGGCCCAGAAGCAGCGGCUGGAGCGCGCUCUGGAUGCCACAGCUGUGCCCUUCUCCAUUGUCACUGACAACCUACAGAGCCGUGAGCGCCGUCAGCACCCAGACCUUGUGCGUGACCGCGUGGAGAUGGAGUUGCUGAAGGAAGCCGAACUCAUCCGGAACAUUCAGGAACUUCUGAAGAGGACCAUCAUGCAAGCCGUCACCCAGAUCCGGCUGAACCGCCAGCACAAGGAGACCUGCGAGCUGGACUGGUCGGACAAGGUGGAGGCCUACGCCAUCGAUGAGACAUGCUCGCGCUACAGCAGCCAGAGCACCGAGGUGCAGGCCCACCCGCACUCCAGCAAGCUGGAGGAAAGCUGGUGUUGGGGGGACCGCUGGCAUUGCCCUACCCCCCUCCUCCACGUGCCCAAGUGGCAGACACUGAGGGAAAUCACAGACCAGGAACACAACGUGGCAGCACUGAAGCAGGCCAUCAAGGACAAGGAGAUGCCGCUGCGUGUGGCCCAGUCCCGGCUGUACCAGCGCUCCCACCGGCCUGGCGUGGAGCUGUGCCGUGACACUGCCCAGUUCAGGCUGGUGAGCGAGGUGGAGGAGCUGGACCUGUCCCUGGCGGCGCUGAAGGAGAAGCUUCUAGAAGCAGAGCAGUCGCUGCAUCACCUGGAGGACACGCGCAUGGACCUGGAGAAGGACAUCGCAGUGAAGACCAACAGCCUGUUCAUCGACCGCCAGAAGUGCCUGGCCCGCCGCACGUGCUACCCCAGUGUCCUGCAGCUAGCUGGCCACCAGUGAGAGCCUUGGACAUGCUGGGGCUGCCCCAUGUG
Messenger RNA from Carlito syrichta (Philippine tarsier), 1214 nucleotides. It is a transcript of the gene TEKT4, whose product is annotated as tektin 4. Gene Ontology annotation, cellular component: sperm flagellum; microtubule cytoskeleton; nucleus. NCBI's taxonomy places the organism in Eukaryota, Metazoa, Chordata, Mammalia, Primates, Tarsiidae. Gene Ontology annotation, biological process: cilium movement involved in cell motility; cilium assembly. The record is from RefSeq and is a predicted model, not a curated record. Bases 1 to 1182 code for a protein of 393 amino acids. The transcript has 6 exons.